Messenger RNA from Oryza brachyantha (malo sina), 1276 nucleotides. Its product is annotated as UPF0235 protein At5g63440. Lineage: Eukaryota; Viridiplantae; Streptophyta; Magnoliopsida; Poales; Poaceae. The record is from RefSeq and is a predicted model, not a curated record. The transcript is spliced from 7 exons. The coding region runs from base 219 to 917 and encodes 232 amino acids.
CUGAAAAAUCCUGAUCCCCGACCGGUGAGACGCCAUUGCGCACGCGUCGCUGAGUCCACCUCGUCGCCGCUGCUACCGCCCCAACCUCCCUCCCGACCUCCGCCUCCCGCUCGGCCGUCGUCUCGCCCCUCCUCCUCGGCGGCGCCCGUCUCAGCAGCGGUGCUACAUCUCUCGUGGCAUAUCGCCCCGCCGGCGGCCGCAGCAGCUGAGCGGAGAGGAUGCCGAAGCGGACGACGCACACGUACUCCAGCGAGGACGCCCUGCCGGAGGGGCCCGAGUCCGACCUCUUCGUCUACUACUGCAAGCACUGCGCCUCCCAUGUCCUCAUCACCGAUACCCAAUUGCAGAAAAUGCCGAAGAGGAAGACUGACAGAGCAUAUGUAUUAGACAAGAAAAAGCAUCUAUCAAGGCUAAAUGUGAAGGAGGCAGGAAAGGUGCUGUUGAAACGGGGAGAAGGAAAACUUGAAAAACAGUUCCGCAUGAGUUGUUUGGGAUGUGGCCUUUUUGUUUGUUAUCGGUCAGAAGAGGAGUUGGAGGCAGCUCCUUUCAUAUAUGUUGUUGAUGGAGCACUGAGCUCAGUAGCGGCUGAGACAAAUCCACAUGAUGCACCUGUACCACCUUGUAUCACACAAUUGGAAGGUGGCCUUGUCCAAGUUGCCAUUGAAGUUGAAGACCGGGCACAACGUUCAGCAAUAACAAGGGUGAAUGCUGACGAUGUUCGAGUAACAGUUGCUGCCCCUGCGGCUCGAGGGGAAGCAAACAAUGAACUACUAGAGUUCAUGGGCAAGGUUCUUGGCUUAAGACUGAGUCAGAUGACCCUUCAAAGAGGAUGGAAUAAUAAGUCGAAGCUUCUGAUUGUUGAAGAUUUGUCUGCACGGCAAGUGUAUGAGAAGCUCCUAGAAGCUGUCCAGCCUUAGUAGGACCUUAAAUUUGUGGCAUCUCCUACUCCUAGGCUAUUCAUCGUAAUACAUUCUUAUUUGAAGGAAAGAACAUAGAAUCUCCUUCUUGAUUAGUUGAAUACCUGAAUACAACUCGUAUGAGAUGCCCCAAGGAGCAGAACCAGAAAAGGAGUUGAGUUGUUUCGGUUGUAAUUUGUAAACGUGAGUGAGCAUAGCCUAGAUAAGAUAACCGUUCCGGUAACGCUGUCUGUGUACCCUUUUUACGUGUGAUACAAGCUGUACAUCUUUAUAACAAUCUUCCAACGUUUUUGUAUCAAUUCGGAGUCCAACAUUAUGUCUCCUCUAGAAUAUAACAUUAUGACUCGCUUUUAAGUCUC